Messenger RNA from Epinephelus moara (kelp grouper), 3027 nucleotides. RefSeq names its product synaptotagmin binding, cytoplasmic RNA interacting protein (gene syncrip). Gene Ontology annotation, biological process: CRD-mediated mRNA stabilization. Gene Ontology annotation, cellular component: nucleus; CRD-mediated mRNA stability complex; ribonucleoprotein complex. The record is from RefSeq and is a predicted model, not a curated record. Gene Ontology annotation, molecular function: mRNA 5'-UTR binding. Bases 158 to 2020 code for a protein of 620 amino acids. Lineage: Eukaryota; Metazoa; Chordata; Actinopteri; Perciformes; Serranidae. The transcript is spliced from 11 exons.
GCAGGCAAGAAGCAGAGAUCGCGACGUUACGUCGUAGCCAUUUUGUUUCACCGGGAGUAAAGAAACCAACCUUAAAAGCACCGGCGUGAAUAUUUUCCUUUAUUUGGAGCACCUUCAACACGGCGGAUCAGCAUCGUGCACCCAAGUUUAGAUUCGCAUGAUGUCUGGAGACAUGGCCACAGAUCAUGUAAAUGGGAAUGGUACGGAGGAACCCAUGGACACUACAGCGGAGGUGACCCGCUCAGAACACUUCCCAGCUUUACUGGAGGCUGGUUUACCUCAGAAUGUGGCUGAGAAGCUAGAUGAACUUUACGUUGCAGGCCUAGUAGCACAUAGUGACCUAGAUGAAAGGGCUAUUGAAGCUUUGAAAGAAUUCAAUGAAGAGGGAGCCCUGCAAGUGCUGGUCCAGUUCAAAGAGAGUGAUCUGUCACACGUGCAAAACAAAAGUGCCUUUCUCUGUGGGGUGAUGAAGACUUACAGGCAGAGGGAGAAACAAGGGACUAAAGUUUCAGAUUCCACUAAAGGACCAGAUGAGGCUAAAAUCAAAGAACUCCUGGACAGAACCAACUACACACUUGACGUCACAACAGGCCAGCGGAAGUAUGGCGGGCCCCCACCUGAGUCUGUGUACUCUGGUGCCCAACCCAAUGUUGGAACAGAGAUAUUUGUAGGAAAGAUUCCCCGUGACUUGUUUGAAGAUGAGCUGGUUCCUCUCUUUGAGAAGGCUGGGCCUAUCUGGGACCUCAGGCUAAUGAUGGACCCACUGAGUGGCCUGAACAGGGGCUAUGCCUUUGUCACUUUCUGCACUAAAGAAGCGGCCCAGGAGGCAGUGAAGCUGUGCAAUAAUCAUGAGAUUCGCCCUGGCAAGCACAUCGGGGUGUGUAUAUCUGUCGCCAACAACAGGCUAUUCGUUGGCUCCAUUCCCAAGAGUAAAACAAAGGAGCAGAUUGUUGAAGAGUUUGGUAAAGUCACAGAGGGCCUCAGUGAUGUCAUACUGUACCAUCAACCUGAUGACAAAAAGAAGAACAGAGGCUUCUGCUUCUUGGAGUACGAAGACCACAAAACGGCUGCUCAGGCUCGCCGGCGGCUAAUGAGUGGCAAGGUGAAGGUUUGGGGCAAUGUGGUGACAGUAGAGUGGGCAGACCCCAUCGAAGAUCCUGACCCAGAGGUCAUGGCCAAGGUGAAGGUUUUAUUUGUGAGAAAUCUUGCCAAUGGUGUCACAGAGGAGAUCUUGGAGAAGUCCUUUAGUGAGUUUGGAAAAUUGGAGCGAGUUAAGAAGCUUAAAGACUACGCCUUCAUUCACUUUGAAGAGAGGGACGGCGCAGUGAAGGCGUUGGAAGAAAUGAAUGGGAAGGAGCUGGAGGGAGAGCCCAUUGAGAUUGUUUUCGCCAAGCCACCAGAUCAGAAGAGGAAGGAGCGCAAAGCACAGAGGCAAGCAGCCAAAUCACAAAUGUACGAUGAUUAUUACUACUACCCUCCCCCUCCCCACAUGCCGCCUCCUGUCAGAGGCCGAGGCAGAGGCGGCAACCGGGGUGGCUAUGCUUACCCCCCUGACUACUACGGUUAUGAGGACUACUAUGACUACUAUGGCUAUGACUAUCACAACUACCGUGGCGGCUACGAAGACCCCUACUACGGGUACGACGACUUCCAGGCCCCAAGCCGAGGACGGGGCGGCAGCAGGGGCUCCCGGGGAGGAUCCUCUCCAGCCAGAGGACGGGGUGGCGCCGGGGCACCCAGAGGCAGGGCCAACUUCUCCCAGCGGGGGGGUCCCGGACCAGGCCGCGGUGGGCGGGGAGCAAGAGGAGGCGUGCAGCCGAGAGGGCGAGGAGGGGUACGUGGUGCUCGGGGUGGCCGCGGUGGAAAUGUAGGAGGAAAGCGCAAAGCUGAUGGGUACAACCAGCCAGAUUCCAAGCGUCGCCAGACCAAUAAUCAGAACUGGGGCUCUCAACCCAUUGCUCAGCAACCGCUCCAAGGUGGUGAUCAUUCUGCAGGAAAAAGGGGUCGAGGCCGGUCCUGAUGUGUCGCUAUGAAGACUGACCAGUGUAUGGCGUCACACACACUGCAGGCUGCCAGUGGAUGGGAAUGGUAAGGUCAACUGACUCAGUGGUCCAAUGGUAUUCCAGCCUUUUUUUAAGGAGCAGAUCUCCUAAAACUGCCAUGUUCGAAGAUAAUCAGAAGAGCAAAACUUGAGCUUGCUUUUUUUGUUUUAAAAAAGAGGUGACUUUUAAGUUUAUAAGCCCUGUGCCCCCAGCCCCAAAUAUGCCAUUUGAGACUUACUGAGUAGGAGUUCAGAAUGGACAUCCUCCUGGAAAAGUCUUUGCACUUUUUUUGUUUAAGUUUGGAGUGGUUUGGUGGAAUUUGAUGCUUUUCUUUUUGUCUUUUUGAGCUCUUAAACUACAUCUUUUACAAUGGACUAGACCUGAUGAUCUAUGAUUAUCAGAGAUAGUGUUGAGGUGUGAUCAGCUGGUCUUGAAGGUCGGGCAUUCCAGGAAAAUGGUUCUUUAAGAACGUUAGCCACCAAGGGUCCGUUAACUACCUCAGUUUCGAGGACUGGCCUGCUCUGUCCCAUUUUGUACUUGAGGAAACUGAGGCAGGGUUCGACCCCCCAAACUCCCACUCCACCUCAGAGAUAUGCACAGGCAACAACAGAGCACUUAAUGGAUUUUAGCUCUCAGUUGAGACUUGACGUAGGCUGCAGCUGCUGUAGACACGUUAGCUGGUCCUCCUGAAAUGAGCCUGAACGAGCCUUGCUGUCUUGAGAAAUGAACAGAGUGAAUAUGUAGUUUACAGACAGGAGUUGUUUUGUAACUUGUUACUUUUUCUUUGUAAAAUCCUAAAUGCCUGGAAACCACAGUCAUCCUUUGUCUUCCACGAUGGGAAAACUGUCUUUUGUUUUUGUUUGUACCCGUCGAUGUACGGAUGUUUGCAAAGUGAUGUCUCAGGCUGUCUGUUCUGCACAAACAUCUGUGACGUCAGAGGUCAUUCACGGAUGACCACUGACAUCCAGUCGCGCUACCUUUUUUU